AUGUCGAACGAAAUUUCCAUUUUUAUUCUUUUUAUUUUUUGUGGCCAACUCCAUUUGAGCGAAGAAAAUUUGUACCGUCUGGGUACAAAAACACAUUAUAACUUGUCACACGAGAUUGAUAAGCAUGACAAGUUUACGCAACUGGCACCCGGUGACAAUUUUCUACCUUCCGAUAAGUUCUUGCACAUGUACGGCAAUUUCAGGCACGGAAGUCGAUAUCCGGGCAAAAAGGACGUCGUAAACGGUUUGAAUAUUACGGAGAAGCUAAAGAAUUUAAACUUUCCGUCUGAUAAAUAUCAAGAAAUGCAUUACGUAAUUCAAGAUAUGAAAAAUACGGAACAUAGUAAGUUGUCGCCGUCAGGCAAACAAGAACAUAGAGAUAUUGGUAGAAAAUAUGGCGGAAUAUUCAAGGAUUUAAAUUUUGGUAAAAUCGAUCCGAGCAAUACAGUUUUUGGACACUCAAAUGUAUCGAGAGCUAUGGAAAGCAUGGAAGGGUUCAUGGAAACCUUUUUGCCUGUUGUUGAUCCUAAAUCUAAGAACAAUGCCUACAAAAGAGAAAACAAGAGAUCUCUGCUGAGAUUUUUUGAAUUCUGCACUGAAUAUAUCAAUACAGUUAAAAACAAUAAGACAAUGGGGGAAGAAAAGAAUACAUUUAUGAAUAAUAACAGGGAAAAACUGCUAAGUUACAUAAAAGAAAAAGCAUAUUGGGAGAAAGGCCCUGGUGUGAAAAUAAACUAUGCCAUGAGUUGUGGAGUCAUUAAAGAAAUUUUUGGCAUAUAUGAUGAAAUUCUGGCUAAAAAAAGCAAGGAGAUUGCAAGAUUUUACUUUAGCCAUGCUGAAACAUUGAUACCUCUGUUGAACAUCAUUGGAUUGUUCAGGGGUGAUCCACCAUUGAAACAUAACACUUUCGAAGCUAACAAGAACAGGGAGUUCAAAACAACCAGGGUUUCUCCCUUUGCCACUAAUUUUGUUUUUGUACUUAUGGAGCGUGAGAAAACAGCGUAUAUACGUCUCUAUUUCAAAGGAGAACCCUACCAAUUUAGCUUUUGUAAAUCAAGCAUUUGUGAAUACUCGAAGAAUCCUUCCGACCGAAGAAAUAAUUAUGUUGAACAUGGUACUUUGAAGUUCCUAAACAUGAUAUGCUGUUUGGGGAUUAUCAGUUACAUUCUCAUUUGA
Messenger RNA from Helobdella robusta, 1176 nucleotides. RefSeq lists its product as hypothetical. Gene Ontology annotation, molecular function: inositol phosphate phosphatase activity; acid phosphatase activity. Lineage: Eukaryota; Metazoa; Annelida; Clitellata; Rhynchobdellida; Glossiphoniidae. The record is from RefSeq and is a predicted model, not a curated record. Bases 1 to 1176 code for a protein of 391 amino acids. The transcript is spliced from 4 exons.